AGCCAGCAGCAGUUAGCUUCCUCAAGUCUGGGCUGGGAGUGAGGAGUUACCCGCCUGCCUGCGCGCGCUCUGUGCGGAUUAUUGCACAUUUUCUUGGGGUUUUUUUUUUCACGGAUUUGAGAGGACGCCAUGCCAGAGCCGACGGAUCUGAAUGGGCCUGAUCUAGCAAAGACGCUGGGGGGUGGGACUCCAGGGAAAGAUGGAAAAGACUCUGUAACCAAUGGGCAUGCAGAGGGAGACAUUAACCCGUUUGCUGAGUACAUGUGGAUGGAGAACGAGGAGGAAUACAACCGGCAGGUAGAGGAGGAGCUGUUGGAGCAAGAGUUUCUAGAGCGCUGUUUCCAGGAAAUGUUGGAUGAGGAGGAUCAGGAUUGGUUUAUUCCAGCGAGAGACCUUCCUCCAGGGAUGGGACAGAUUCAGCAGCAGUUUAACGGCCUGUCCGUCAGCGACAGCAGCACAGAGGAGAUCGUGCGCAAGAGCAGCUUAAACCCUGAAGCCAAGGAGUUCGUCCCAGGAGUGAAAUACUAGGGAUCAUCCUCACCCUCUGGAGUGGAGCCCUCUCAUGCACAUAGAGACUUUUUUUGGCUGGAAUUGACCCAGUCAUGUAUACGCGCUCAUAAAUAUGUACACACACACACAGCUGUGAGGGCUGGAGGAGGAGGGUGAGGGUUUUUGGGGGCGGGAGGGACGAGGGUUUAUCUAAUAAGCUUUUUAUUUUUCCAUUUGUUACAUGUAAACCAAGGGCAGGGAGUUUAGACACAGCCUCUAGGAGGUGCCAUGGCAUCCUGACAUUGUACUCAAUACAGAGCCGAUUUUCUUUCUUCCUUUCUAUUGAUAAGCCGAGACGACAGAUCAGCCCAGCUCUCACUUAGAAGUCCGUGCCUGAUUAUUAUGUAUUUACUUUCUCCUUGCCUUUUUUUUUUUUUUAUAAGGGAGGUUUGUCUGGCUGGGAUAAUCAUGCCUCAUAACUGUGGGUGCGGAGGGCAGUUUGGGGUGUGACUGGAUGUAAAGUGGUUCACUGGAUAAUGGGCCAGUUUGAGUAGAAUGGCAAGAAAAAGCUGUGGAGGUUUUCACAUGAAAACAUUAUUUGCUUUUCGAGUAGAAAUUCUUACAUGCAAGUAUGCAGUUAUUUGAAACAAAAAGAAGGAAAAAAGUAAAUAAAAGUUUAAAAAUGUUCGUAA
Messenger RNA from Neoarius graeffei (lesser salmon catfish), 1181 nucleotides. RefSeq names its product polyadenylate-binding protein-interacting protein 2B-like. Bases 130 to 528 code for a protein of 132 amino acids. Lineage: Eukaryota; Metazoa; Chordata; Actinopteri; Siluriformes; Ariidae. The transcript is spliced from 4 exons. Gene Ontology annotation, biological process: negative regulation of translational initiation. Gene Ontology annotation, molecular function: mRNA regulatory element binding translation repressor activity. The record is from RefSeq and is a predicted model, not a curated record. Gene Ontology annotation, cellular component: cytoplasm.